Molecule: messenger RNA, 2823 nt
Organism: Porites lobata
Lineage: Eukaryota; Metazoa; Cnidaria; Anthozoa; Scleractinia; Poritidae
Source: the annotation of a GenBank genome assembly
AUGACGGAUUUUGGCCGGUCUAAUGGCCCUUUAGAUUUUAAGCUAUGUGUAAUCUGCCAAGAAAAAAGUACAGCCAAUCUUGUUGAAAAUCCAACUUCCCAUCAAAAGCUUUUAGAAGCUAUCGAAGAACGUUCAAAGUACGAGGACAUCAACUCGAAAACAUUGUGGCUUGUGCUUAAAGAUCUACCACUAGAAGAGCUUAAAGAAAAAGCAAAAACUGUACAAAAAACUUAAGAAGGCGUAUAUUUUACCUCACUUUUAUUAUUGCUCCUCUGUCUGGCACUUUUGUGGAGCGCGCGAUGCGGAUAAGCUUGAAGCUUUAAAUAAAAGAAUACUUAGAUUUAUACAAUACUCUUCUCUCAAAAGUCAGCUCUACUUCUUUGUUUAACAAACGCAUUCAAAAUUUCCUCAUUCUGUUAUAUAAGAGUUUGUUUUUCACUCAUUUUCCUACUUACAUGAAGAAUAUGUUUUCACUCCGGUCCUCUUCCUAUGACCUUCGUGGCAACUACAUUCUUUCACUAAGUAAACCUAAAACAACUACCUAUGGUCUUAACUCCUUUUCUUACUUUUCAGCUAAGCAGUGGAAUGCACUGCCGGACUUUUUUCAUACCAGUUUUUUUGCAGACUUUAAGACUAAAAUACAGGAUGUUACCAUCAUGUAGAUUCUUUUUGCCUGACAUACUUGAACUUAAAAUUGGGAAUUGUACAUAAUAUUUUCUUUCCUUGCAUUUAAUGUAUAGAUAUAUUUUCUAUAUAGUUUUUAUGUAGUGUCAGCUCGAAGAUAUUAGCUUGUUAGCUACUCUAAAAUUCGAGUAUAAAUAAAGUUUUAUGUUUAUGUUUUAUGUAUGUCGUGCUACCAAGAAACCACCCACUCAGGAAAGAUCAAGAGGGUAAAAGAGAGGUUUCAGAGAGAGGUUAGAGGACCAAAUGAAGCUCAAAGAAAGACAAGUGAAUCGCUUCAGGUAAUUGCUACGUGUAAUGGCUUAUAACUUUAAUUUUUUAUUUUAUUGUGUUUUUUAUCUUGGAAUCGCUGAAAAGGUAAUCACAUCCUUGACAUCUCAAAACAUUUAAUUUCAUUUCACUAACCAGGGUCUUCUUACAAGGUCGAAAACCGCCCCUUAUGACAGCAAUCUGUGCUUCUUUUGUGAAGAGAAAGCGAAGUACCAGAACCCUCUGCAUUUGGUGUCAACAUCAUCUGCUGGUAGCUCUCUUGAUAAAGCAGUAAAGCAAUCAAAGGAUCCUAAACUGCUCGUGAAGCUCUCGGCGGCUCUAGACAGCACUGACGCUCAUACCAUUGAUAUUAAAUACCAUAAAAGCUGCUGGGCGAAGCAUGUGACUGGGGUCCUGCGUAAAACUAUCAAAGAUGACGAGGAAAGGUCAAGAAGUGAGACAGCGGUUAAGCUGGAGUUUUUUAACCUUACCCAAGCUGCCCUCGAUAGCGGAGAAAUACUCAACAUGGCACAGUUGGAACAGGCUUUUGAUUCCAUUUCAAACGAGAACAAUAGUCCAAAGACUCUAAGUCGACGUUCAGUUAAUGAGCUUAUCCAGAAAGAGAUAAAGGGAGUUGAAUUCCAUAAGCCCACUAGAGCUAAUGAGCCCAAGAGGGUCAGCGUAAAGCAGUGUAGAGAUGCCGCUAUCCAUAUCGUAGAAUCCACAGCUGACAGUGAUGAAUCUAUGAAAAUUCUCUUCGAUGCCGCUUCAAUAUUGAGAAAGGCUAUUAAUCGAAGCGAGAAGUGGGUCUUCUCUGGCUCUCUGGAUACAAUGACACAUGAUCAAUGCCCCGAAGAGCUUACCUGCUUCUUUAGGUGGAUAAUCCAAGGUCCCAAUAAGACACUAUCUGAUAAAAAGUGCAAUGAGGUACACAAAAGAGCAAUGCAAUUAGCGCAGAAUACAAUAGCUUUGUGUCUAACAGACAGGCAGGUUGAUAACAAGAGGUCAAAAGCAGUCUACUGCACUAGAGAAAUGCCCCAAAACCUCGCAGUUAGCCUAGCAAUACACCAAGCAGUACGAAGCAAAGAGCUGGUUAAUCUCCUCCAUGGAUUUGGCAUGGUUGUAGAGUACAAUCGCUUGUUGAAGGUGGAGUCACAAAUUGAGAAAACUGUCCUGAAGCGCAUAGAGAGUGAAGGUGGCAUGUUUCUCCCUCCGGAUAUCGUGAAAGGACGGCACGUAUAUUUUGCUAUUGAUAAUAUUGAUUUCUCAGAGGAUACGCCAGACGGGAAGCGUACUCUACACAGCACAGCAAUGGCUAUUUAUCAGAAAGUGGAACCCCAAGAUGAAGAACCUGUAUUAAGGUACCAUAACUGUUCUACUAAGAAGCAUGAUGCACUCAUUUAAUCCCAAGUGCUCGAUGGGAGGGGGGUUAAUUAGAUAAUAGACGUUUAAUUUUACUUUUACUUUGGCAUGACUGGUCUGUGUGAUUCAGGUUUUUCUUUGUUUCAAUAAGACUAGCUAGUAAGUUAAAAGCUAAUCUCAUUUCUAGGCUGUAGGAUAGAAAAGAUCCCCUUCUUGAACAGCAUUUUGCUUCAUAAGUAGCUGUUGUUGCGUUUUGUUUUUCAUUUUGAUAGGUUAGAGGAGCCAAAUGAUUCAUGCCGUUCUGUAACAGAACUGUCCGAAUCGCUGACAUCUUUAAUGCCAUGCGUGGGGCCGCCAUCAAGGCCCCCUUCUCCUGCGUACCCUACAUUUGAGCUGUCAUCAGAACAAGAGUUGCCCCAAAACAUCCGCGAUGAGAAUGCUACCUGGAUAGUGUCUCGUACCCUUACAGGCCAUGAUGCCCCAAGUGAUGAUGAUAAUGAUCAGCCUCCUGUACCCGUAUGGUCAGCGUAA